Messenger RNA from Odocoileus virginianus texanus, 4935 nucleotides. The record is from RefSeq and is a predicted model, not a curated record. Lineage: Eukaryota; Metazoa; Chordata; Mammalia; Artiodactyla; Cervidae.
CCCUGGAUAGCAAGGAACUGCAGAUACAGACUUAUAAUAAGCUCUACAUAGAUUUUCAACAGCGAGAAGGGUCAGUGCCCCUAACCACUGGGUUGUUCAGGGGUCAUCUGUACAUCUAAAGUGCCUCCCAGUCAAAGGGCCUGAAAUUUUCUUCCAUCUCAGUGUGAAGGAGUGGGGCUGCUCCCUUAGUAGGGAAGACGAGACCCUUGCUUAUUACUGGUCAACUAGACGCUCCAGGCGAUUCUCAAAUUAUUCUCAAAUGAAUGUGCUUUCUUCUUACUUGAAGAAAGUACUUGUAAUAACAGUUAACCUUCCUUUGACAGUCAUUAAACCCCGUGGUUCUAGGCACUUUCGGUGGGUGUCCUGCUUAACCCUCAUGACAACUGUGUUAGGUGGGCCUACUUAUCAUCCCCAUUUUAGAGGUGAGGAAACUGAGGCCCAGAGAGGGGAAGUAACUUGGCCAAGGUCAGGUAGACCUAGACAAGAUCCUGGUAAAACCAAAGAGGGUGCCUAUUGAAGGUGUGGUGGGCAUGGGGACAGAGACAAUGUGAUGGGGAGGGGAGGUGGUUUCAUAAUUGGUGAAUUCCAGGUUAGGAAGUUCUUAGGCAACUGCUGGAAAGUUCUUUUGCUUUGCCAAGUGCACAGGAUGUGAACUCAAAGAUAGGCAGCACACGCAAGGCCACCGAAAUAAGAAAUGGCAAGGCUGGGAGACAGCAUUCCAUUUUAAUGUUUUGCCUAUUUGAAAGAAAAGCUAAAAUAAGUGUCUUUAUAACUUGACUCCCUCACCAACAUUGGAGGUCAUGUCCUCACCUAGAAGAGGACCCCCCCACUCUCCUUUAGGACACAGCCUAACAAUGCUGGAACAAUGCUGUCCCCAGCAUCUGUCUGCAGUGGGGCCUCCUUGCUCUGUCUGUCCCCUGGGUGGGAACCACGGGCAUGUGCCUGCCACCUCACCUCUGUUAAACUCUUCUUUCUCCCAGAUUUCCAUUGAAUGGGCAGCAGUGUCUGUGUUCUGCAGAGAGACCAUAAGCUCUUUCACAAUCAGGACCAUGCUUCACACGCACACACAUAUAAACACACAUGAUUGUUGUGCUGAGACCCAACAAUGAAUAUGUAUUGAUUUUUCUUGAUUGCAUGAAGCAAGAUGGUAACUUUUUUUUUUAGCUUUGUAAACUGGCUCAAGGACUAUAAAAAUGAUCUGCCUUCUGGGGCUGAUAAACAUAGGAUUCGCUUAAAUCAGUGUUUCUCAGGGAUAAUCCAGCAUCAGAAACCUGAAGACUCCUGAUGUGGUCGGUUGUGUCUGGGCCCAGGAGAAGCUCCCUGUGCCCAGGGUGAUGGUUCUGCCUACUUGCGGUUUGAAAGCACCCCUUAAAGCUGUUUAGGGUCACACCCUAUAAACUCACAGCAUAAAUAAAUACUUGACCGUCGAGCUCUUUUUCACUUGAGGUAAUCAUGCCUACUAUAUGUAUGCAUGUGUGCUAAGUUGCUUUGGUCGUGUCCAACUCUUUGCAGCCCAAUGGACUGCAGCCCGCCAGGCUCCGCUGUCCAUGGGAUUCUCCAGGUUUCUAGCCAGCAGAAUGCUGGACACAGAGGCCGGCGGGGCGCAGCUGUCAGGAUGGCCGAGUGGGACGCCAGCCUGGACCACAUCAUCCCAUCCUCUGUUCUUCCUCCCUUCUGGGCGAAGUUCCUCGUGGGUUUUGCUUCCCUUGUGUGUUUUGCCCGGAGCUAUGAUGGAGACUUUGUCUUUGAUGACUCUGAAGCCAUUGUUAACAAUAAGGACCUCCGCGCGGAGACACCUCUGGGGGACCUGUGGCAUCAUGACUUCUGGGGCAGCCGGCUGAGCAGUAACACCAGCCACAAGUCCUACCGCCCCCUGACCGUGCUGACCUUCAGGAUGAACUACUAUCUGUCGGGAGGCUUCCACCCCGCGAGCUUCCACGCGGUCAACAUCGCCCUGCACGGCGGCGUGUGCGUGCUCCUGGUGGACGUCUUCUCCGUGCUCUUCGGGGGCCUGCAGUACACGAGCAAGGGCCGGCGGCUGCACCUGGCCCCCCGGUCGUCUCUGCUGGCCGCCCUGCUGUUUGCCGUGCAUCCGGUGCACACGGAGUGUGUUGCUGGUGUCGUUGGCCGUGCAGACCUCCUGAGUGCCCUUUUCUUCAUGCUGUCUUUCCUUGGCUACUGUAAAGCAUUCAGAGAAACAGCUAACAGGGAGAAGACCCACUCCACGUUCUGGGUGUUGCUGAGCAUCCUCCUGGGAGCAGUGGCCAUGCUAUGCAAAGAGCAAGGGAUCACCGUGCUGGGUCUCAAUGCCGUCUUCGACAUCUUGGUGAUAGGCAAAUUAAAUGUCCUGGAAAUUGUCCAGAAGUUCCUCCGUAAAGACAGAUCAUUAGAGAGCCCUGGUGUGCUCCGGACGGGGGGCCUCCUCUUCAGAAUGACCCUCCUGGCUUUUGGGGGAGCUGGGGUGCUGUACGUGCGCUGGAAGAUCAUGGGCACUGGCCCGCCCGCCUUCACCGAGGUGGACAACCCUGCCUCCUUCGCCGACAGCAUGCUAGUCAGGGCCAUAAACUAUAAUUACUACUAUUCAUUGAAUGCCUGGCUGCUGCUGUGCCCUUGGUGGCUGUGUUUUGAUUGGUCGAUGGGUUGCAUCCCCCUCAUUAAGUCCGUCGGGGACUGGAGGGUAAUUGCUCUAGCAGCACUCUGGUUCUGCCUAAUUGGCCUGAUAUGCCAAGCCCUGUGCUCUGAAGACAACCACAAGAGAAGGAUCCUCACGCUGGGCCUGGGAUUCCUCAUUAUCCCGUUUCUUCCUGCGAGUAACCUGUUCUUCCGAGUGGGCUUUGUGGUGGCUGAGAGGGUCUUGUACCUCCCCAGUGCCGGCUACUGCAUGCUGCUGACGUUUGGACUCGCAGUGCUCAGUAAACAUACCAAGAAAAAGAAACUGAUUGCCGCUCUCAUCCUGGGAAUUUUAUUCCUAAACACGCUGAGAUGCGUGGUUCGCAGCGGUGAGUGGCGGAGCGAAGACCAGCUUUUCCGAAGCGCCCUGUCUGUGUGCCCUCUCAAUGCCAAGGUUCACUACAACGUUGGCAAAAACCUGGCUGAUAAAGGCAAUCAGACUGCGGCCAUCAGAUACUACCGGGAAGCAGUGAGAUUAAAUCCCAAGUAUGUCCAUGCCAUGAAUAAUCUGGGAAACAUCCUGAAAGAAAGGAACGAGCUUCAGGAAGCGGAGGAGCUGCUUUCUUUGGCUGUACAGAUACAGCCAGACUUUGCUGCCGCAUGGAUGAAUUUAGGCAUCGUACAAAACAGCCUGAAGCGGUUCCAAGCUGCUGAGCAAAGUUACCGGACGGCGAUCAAGCACCGGAGGAAAUACCCAGAUUGUUACUACAACCUGGGGCGUUUGUAUGCAGAUCUGAAUCGUCACGUGGAUGCACUGAAUGCGUGGAGGAACGCUACCGUGCUGAAGCCAGAGCACAGCCUGGCCUGGAAUAACAUGAUCAUACUCCUCGAUAACACAGGUAAUUUAGCCCAAGCUGAAGCUGUUGGCAGAGAAGCACUGGAAUUAAUACCUAACGAUCACUCUCUGAUGUUCUCCUUGGCGAACGUGCUGGGGAAGUCCCAGAAAUACAAGGAAUCCGAAGCUUUGUUCCUCAGAGCAAUUAAAGCUCAUCCAAAUACGGCAAGUUACCAUGGCAAUUUGGCUGUGCUGUAUCAUCGUUGGGGCCAUCUAGACUUGGCCAAAAAACACUACGAGAUCUCUCUGCGGCUUGACCCAACAGCAUCAGGAACUAAGGAAAAUUAUGGUCUUCUAAGAAGAAAGCUGGAACAAAUGCAAAAGAAAAACGUCUGAUCCUUUCUCCUUCAUUUUCUGAGUGUGUGUGUGUGUGUGUGUGUGUGCGCGCGCGCAUGAGGUAGAUUGUCCAUAUCUCGUGCUUGCCUUUAACCAUUUAAAGUCCUACAUGUUGUUUGCUUUAUUGUUUUUUUUUCCUGUGAAAACAAAAACAUGCAAAAAGAUUAUAGCACCAGCAGUUUACUCUUGAAUGCUUGAUGUGGUUUUUGCAUUGAAAUUGUAUUUUUUCAGACAACUCAAACAUAACUUCUGAAAUUCCAAGGCUGAAGUCUUUUUUAAUUAAAAAGAAAAAGAGAAAAAAAUUAUCUUGAGCGACUUACAGCAGAAUUAAGCCUGCAUUUGGAAUGAGUCUUCUUGCAUAGAUACUCAUACUAUUAAACGUUGCCUGUGAACAGAAAGUGACAUACUAACUCCUAUACUUUAUGUAAAUAUCCUGUGUGUCUGUAUAUUGGAAUUUUUAUUUAAUGACAAGUAAAUUAAGAUUUUUGGCUUUUUCAUUUUUUUCCAAACAAUAUGCUGUGUACUUCAUUUGUAAGGAAAUAUUUAUUUGUAUUUUUAUGUUUUGAACAGGGCAAAUAAUUGAAUGAAGAGUGGAAAUUUUAACAUCUAUAUAUUUACACUUUUUCCAUAGGAAGAAAUUCAUUCCUACAUUUUUUGGAUUCUUCAACUUGAGCUAUUGGUAGCAUGCAAAAUUGUGUAGUAUUCUACAUAAACUGUCACUCUUAAUAGAAAAUUCAAGCUAUGCUUUAGACAAAAACAGGCAGCCUGAUGUCUUUAUUUUUGUUAUAUCCAGUAUUAAGAGGGUUACACAUCUAUGUAAGUUACGUUUUUAUAUGUUUAGCUGGAAAGCAGUUUUCCAUUUAGCUUCAUAGAACCACAGUCAUAUCCAAAAAAUGCAAGAGGUAAACUUCCUCUCAAAAGGAACCACAUUUGAGAAGUUUGUGAUAUUUUUAAGAAUUGGAUUAUUUAUCCUGUUUUAUUGGGUCAGAAUAAUCAUAUUCAUUUUGUUUUAUUCUUCUAUAUUUGCUGUUGACCUCAUGAUUUAUGCAAUCUAUGUAAUUUCUUAUGCAGUGAAAUUAUUACACAAACCAGUA